Molecule: messenger RNA, 1894 nt
Organism: Dioscorea cayenensis subsp. rotundata (Guinea yam)
Lineage: Eukaryota; Viridiplantae; Streptophyta; Magnoliopsida; Dioscoreales; Dioscoreaceae
Product: methylmalonate-semialdehyde dehydrogenase [acylating], mitochondrial
Exons: 20
Coding region: 68-1690 (540 amino acids)
Biological process (GO): thymine catabolic process; L-valine catabolic process
Cellular component (GO): mitochondrion
Molecular function (GO): malonate-semialdehyde dehydrogenase (acetylating, [NAD(P)+]) activity; methylmalonate-semialdehyde dehydrogenase (acylating, NAD+) activity
Source: RefSeq, a predicted model, not a curated record
ACAAUUAGAAAGGUCCUCGUCUUCCUCUUGUCAUCGGUCUUCACUUCCAUCGGUCACUGUUCUCGAAAUGCUUCGUUUCUCGAUUCGACGAGCUAUUGGAUCGCGGCCAUGGAACACUCCUCCGGCUGGACUCGCGAUUUCCCGUUUCUCAACCGCUACUGAAGCGUCUCCAAUCCCUACAUCUUCUCCGCGGAGAGUUAAGAACCUAAUCGGAGGUGAGUUCGUGGAAUCGCAAUCAGAGGCGUCUAUUGAUGUUAUAAAUCCUGCUACACAAGAGGUUGUGUCUCGGGUUCCAUUGACGACUAGUGAUGAAUUCAAAGCUGCAGUGAGUGCGGCAAAGAAGGCGUUUCCUCAAUGGAGGAACACUCCUGUCACUUCGCGCCAGCGGAUCAUGCUCAAGUUCCAAGAGCUGAUCCGGAGGGACAUGGACAAGCUUGCUAUGAAUAUUACCGCUGAGCAAGGGAAGACACUCAAGGAUGCACAGGGGGAUGUUUUCCGUGGCCUUGAGGUGGUGGAGCAUGCUUGUGGAAUGGCAAGUCUGCAGAUGGGAGAGUAUGUUGCUAAUGUUUCCCAUGGUAUUGAUACAUAUAGCAUCAGGGAGCCUCUUGGAGUGUGUGCUGGAAUAUGUCCCUUCAAUUUCCCCGCAAUGAUUCCUCUUUGGAUGUUUCCUAUUGGUGUUACAUGUGGCAACACCUAUAUUUUGAAGCCAUCAGAGAAAGAUCCAGGGGCUGCUAUGAUGCUUGCGGAGUUAGCAAUGGAAGCUGGUUUACCGGAUGGGGUCUUAAACAUUGUCCAUGGUACAUAUGAGACAGUAAAUAGCAUUUGUGAUGAUGACAAUAUCAAAGCUAUAUCAUUUGUUGGUUCAAACACUGCUGGGAUGCAUAUAUAUGCUAGAGCAGCAGCCAAGGGGAAACGAGUUCAGUCAAAUAUGGGUGCAAAGAAUCAUGCGAUUAUCAUGCCUGAUGCUAGUGCAGAUGCUACACUGAAUGCACUGGUUGCUGCUGGUUUUGGUGCUGCAGGUCAAAGAUGCAUGGCACUCAGCACAGCUGUUUUCGUUGGGGGCUCAAAAUCAUGGGAAGAGGAAAUUAUCAAGCGUGCUACUGCUUUGAAAGUAAAUGCAGGAGUUGAACCCGGUACAGACCUUGGUCCAGUGAUUAGCAGACAGGCAAAGGAACGCAUUUGUAGUCUGAUCCAAGGUGGCAUUGAUAGUGGUGCUAGGGUUGUGCUUGAUGGGAGGAAAAGUUGUGUUCACGUUUCGGGUUAUGAAAAUGGCAACUUUAUUGGACCCACAAUUCUUGCUGAUGUUACAAAUGACAUGGAAUGUUACAAGGAGGAGAUCUUUGGUCCGGUUCUGCUCUUCAUGCAGGCUGACAGUCUAGACAAGGCCAUCAACAUUGUAAACAGUAACAAGUAUGGCAAUGGAGCAUCUAUAUUCACUACGUCAGGUGUAGCUGCAAGGAAAUUUCAGAAUGAGAUAGAGGCAGGCCAGGUCGGAAUUAAUGUGCCGAUUCCAGUCCCACUGCCAUUCUUUUCAUUCACUGGAUCAAAGGCGUCUUUCGCAGGCGAUCUUAAUUUUUAUGGCAAAGCGGGUGUACAAUUCUACACUCAGAUCAAAACUGUGACACAACAAUGGAAGGAUUUAGCCGGCCAGAGUGCGUCAUUGGCCAUGCCAACAUCACAGAAAGUAUAGUCUGGUUCAAGGAAAACAAUAAAAACAGUGUGUAUCAGCAGUCUGGGAAGAACAAUAAUCUUAAUUUUCUUAGUGAAAGAGACCUGCUGCUUCUUUUAUUUCAAUUGGUUUUUCUGAUUUGUUUUUCAGUGUUUUUCCAGUUGGUCCUCAGUUGUUACUUUAUUUGUUUCAGUGGCCAAUGACUUUUUGGGCUCUUGGCACCAA